Molecule: messenger RNA, 1692 nt
Organism: Dalotia coriaria
Lineage: Eukaryota; Metazoa; Arthropoda; Insecta; Coleoptera; Staphylinidae
Product: protein FAM98B
Exons: 5
Coding region: 123-1550 (475 amino acids)
Cellular component (GO): tRNA-splicing ligase complex
Source: RefSeq, a predicted model, not a curated record
UAGAUACAUAUAUACCUACGUCGUUGCCAGGCCGCGACUAUGUUUAAGGUUAGCUACGUGCAAACGCAAUGUAAAUACCUAUUUAUCUAAAAAUCUAUGAAAUAAGCAAUUUAUAUCACAAUAUGGACGAAUCCAUAUUAUCCUUACUUAAAACGACAGGUUAUGAGAUAUCUGAAGAUGAGUUUUCAAAAGCCCUUAACCAAGCUCCAAAGAGUAUUGAAUACUCAAAAAUGGUUCACUACAUCACAACUGAACUUAAAGGUCUAAACCCUCUUGAUGAACAAGUAAAUGUGAUUGCAGUGCCGGAAGAUUCGGUCUCAUUUAUAUUGGAAGUGGGCUCAUUUCUAAAGGAAAUUGGAUGUCCUUAUCAGACAUUGUCUCAAGGUUCUAUGGAAGACAGAUUAAAUUCUAUGGAUAAUAAACUUCUUCUCUUACACUAUCUUUUAAGCAAAUUACUUGCUGCCAGAAUGCAACAACAUAACAAACCUGAUAAAAAGAUUAAACUUAAAGUGCAAGAGUCACCAGAAGCUAACAAUUUGCAAAAAAUAUUAACCACAUUAGAUUUUCCAAAAGAAAUAGCCAAUUUGCCAUGCAAAGAACUUUUAGAUAAGGUAAAUCUAAAACUUGAAACUAUUGUCACAGAGUGUGGUAAGGAUCUUCUAGGAAACCCAAUUUGGAACUAUCAAUUAAAUGAUCAGCAAUGGGAUCAAGUUGCUAAUGUUCAAAAUACAUUGAAUUCUGAGUACACGAUCAGAAGAAAGAUGAUGUUACAAAGACUAGAUUGUACAAUUCAAUCUUUUCAAUGGUCAGAUAAGAUGAAACACAAGGGUGACCUCAUAAUGCAAACCUAUACUGAUAACAGGAAAGAACUAAAAGUUGAACCUGAUGUGGAUAUUUCUAGUUUAUUAGCAGCUAGAGAUGAUUUGGCUAUAAUUGAGAAAACUAGUAACUCUUCAGUUAGGAAAAAUACAAAGAGUCGCGUAAAUACAGUAAUUAUUGACAAGGUGCCCGAUCGCGGUGGACGCCCAUCCGAACAAGCAGCCCCUGCGCCCGAAAUGCCCUCAUGGCAAGCUCGCCAAGCAGGCGGCGGUCGCGGUGGACGGGGAGGCGGAGGUCGCGGUGGAGAUGGUGGAUAUAAUCGCGGAGGUCGCGGCGGUGGUGGUGGUUACAAUCAAAACCACGGGCAAAAUCAACAAAAACAGCAGCAACAAAGUUUUGAUGCGGCCGGACCGUAUACAACAUCACACCAUCAUCCCAGUGGUGGUAAUAAUUAUAAUAACCAACAACGCAAUAACUAUGGUCAACAAGCAGCCGGUUAUCAGCGACACGACGACCCAUACCAAGAGUCUAAACGUCCAAGAACUUAUGAUUCUUUCCAAAACCAACGCCAAACUUAUGCCGAUCAAUACGUACAAGAAUCGCAAUACAAUCAGCAGCAUCAACCUCGACAUAACAGGGGUGGAGGUGGACGUGGUCGAAGUAACUACUACCGUGGAGGACGAGGUAGAGGUGGCGGCGGAGGAGGAGGUCACGGACAGAAUUAUUAUUAAAAUAAUUUGUGGAAUGUUUUCCACUAAUAAUCACAAACAAUUUUUGUCUUGUAAUCAUUUGCCAAUUUAUAAAGUUGCUUAAAAAAAUAACUUGGCGUGCUCGAUUGUAAAACAUUUAAAAAAUAUAAAACUUAACACUAAA